AUGAUUCAAAGGGAAGAAGAGUUUGUUCCUUUCAACCAAAUUCAAGGAAUCGCUGCAACAAAUGUUCCAGCGUAUUCAAAUGGAGAUGAUGAUUUCUUCUCUGUCGAACGACACUAUUUUCACGGUAUAUUUAUGGGAUUUAAAUGGCAAUGUGUUGAAUUUGCUCGUAGAUGGCUUUUAUUGCGAAAGAGUUGCAUAUUUAAAAAUAUCGGAUGUGCUGCUGACAUAUGGACGGGACUGACUCAUGUCGAACGAGUCACCGACGGAGAACAUUUUCAAUUAAAAGCACAUGCAAACGGUUCUUCUCAACCACCACAAAAAGAUUCAUUCCUCAUAUAUCCUCGUAAUCCAGAACAACCUUUUGGACAUAUCGCCAUUAUAUGUGAAGUUGUACCAGGAUUUGUUUGUAUUGCCGAACAAAACCAUAAGUUUCACUACUGGUCAGAGAAUUAUGCGCGUCAAAUUCCAGUAGUAUUUAAGAACGGUGGUUACUAUAUCGAAGACGAGGAUGAAGUUUUCGGUUGGAUAGAAAUUGAAAAUGGCAACCAGUUACAACCGCUGGACGAAUCAAAAAUGGAUAUUAUUCUCAAACACUAUCAGCAGCUACAACCAAUAGGUAAAAUGCAACGUCGUUGUAUUUCAAGCACAACUAUAACUUUAGGACGUUCUUGGUUGAAUAUGGAUGAUCCAGCUGAAAAACUCUUCAUAGAAAUGUUCGGUGAAGACAUUGUACGAGUUAAUACUUCUCCAGAGAAUGUACCCUAUUACCAGAUCGACCACGAUUUACUUUUGAGCAUUGGAAGUACAUCUAAUGAAUUACAUCGUUUAUUCAUGACUGCUACCGAACAUGUCAUUCAUAACGACGAUCUUUUAAGACGUUUUGGUAUACCAGAUAUUUUUUGGACUCGGAUUCGUCAUUCUUGGAAAAAUGAUCAAGGUUCCACCAUGACAGGUCGAUUUGACUUAGCAUUUGAUGGAAAACAACUAAAAGUAUUCGAGUAUAAUGCCGAUAGCGCAUCUGCACUUUUUGAAUGCGCCGUUAUACAAGAUAAAUGGGCUAAAGCUGUUAAUUUGCCUUCCACUUUCAUGUCAGGAUUUCAAUUACAUCGCGUUUUAGUUAAAAAUUGGAAACACUUGAAUAUAAAAACACGCGUUCAUAUAUUGAUUGAUACCGACAAAGAAGAGCUUCUCACGGCUUUCUAUAUGCAAAACGUAAUGAAAGAAGCUGGUAUCGAUUCAAAACUAUGCAUAAUGACUGAUGAUCUCUAUUGGCAAGACUCUACUAUUGUAGACAAUGAUGGUGUGUUAGUGAAAGUUGUGUGGAAACUGUGGAUGUGGGAGACUGUUUUUAGAGAUUACACAGAAGCCCAAACGGAAAGAUGUAACAAAAAUGAAGACCAAUGGAAACCCGUAAACGGCGAGCAUCCACGUCUAAGUGAUAUAUUGUUGAAUGAUCAUGUACGAGUCAUUGAACCCCUGUGGAAAGUUAUUACCAGCAAUAAAGCGCUUUUAUCCGUUGUGUGGAGUAUGUUUCCAAACCAUCCAAAUCUCCUGCAUACUGAAUGGACCCUUACGAACGAUCUGAAACAAGCUCCCUUCGUAAAGAAGCCAAUUGUUGGUCGUUGUGGUCAAAACGUAACGUUGUAUCAGACAAAUGGCGAUUCUGUUAUAGACGAAAGUACCGGUAAAUUUUCAAAUCGAGACUGUAUUUAUCAAGAAUUAUUCCCUCUAACGAAUUACGAUGGUUAUUAUGGAAUUAUUUGUAGUUGGAUUAUCAGUGGCUUAUUUGCUGGCUUUUGUGUACGUGAAGAUAAGAAACUAAUUACUGAUGGUGAUAGUCCUGUAACAGCUUGUUGCAUAGUCUGGACAAAAGAAGAGAACUAA
Messenger RNA from Didymodactylos carnosus, 1884 nucleotides. Lineage: Eukaryota; Metazoa; Rotifera; Eurotatoria; Philodinida; Philodinidae. The record is from the annotation of a GenBank genome assembly.